CCAAACCUGGCAAUAGUUGGCACGUGUCUAGCUACGCAAACGAGUAAGAAAAAAAAAAAAAAACAAAGAAAGAGACCAAACACAAGAAAAGAGGGAACAAUUAAAGCACGACGCAGCAGUAGCAGUAGCAGCAGCCGCGCGCCUCUGGAGAAUGCGCUGCGUUGCAUGCCAGCCUUCGCGAUGCAGAGAUUGAGCGCCUCGUCCAUGGCACUGGCGGGAGGCCGCGUCUCGCCGUCGUCUGUGCUGCUGAUGAGGCCAAUGACCAUGACUACGACGACGAUGGCGACUACAGCAUGUUCUCAUAAUGCUCAACGUAUUCUUUCCACCCUCUGUCGGCCGGCGAGCCGUUCACUACUGCCUGCUGUCUCCCAGAGUCUGUUGCUGCCACAGCGGUCGUUUUCCAUCACGAGACCUUGGCUGUCGCUGGCGAAAAAGGAGCACAAGGGCGAUGGCCAAAGAGGGACGACCAAGCAACAGCCAAAAGUUGUCGGCGCUGCAGAGCCGCUGGCAGUAACGCCGGCAUCAGGCAAGUCUGCGUUGGCGCGAGAGAACAUUUACACGAUCCCCAACAUCUUGACGGCCUCGCGCCUGGUGAUUGCGCCCUUUAUCGGAUACUGCAUCGUGCACGACUAUCAUGCCACGGCCCUGGGCCUCUUUGCCUACGCCGGGGUCUCGGACCUGCUCGAUGGCUGGAUCGCACGGCGGUGGAAUCAAGGCACCGUUGUCGGUACCAUCAUUGAUCCGAUGGCUGACAAGAUGCUCAUGAUGAUAUUGACUGUUAGUCUGGCUGUCAAGGGUGCACUGCCGCUCUGGCUUGUAACUCUCAUCGUCGGCCGCGAUGUUGGUCUAGCAUGCUCAGCCAUAUACUACAGGUGGGUCUCCCUGCCGCCACCCAAGACCUUUAUGCGAUACUGGGACUUUUCGCUGCCCUCUGCCGAGGUGCGGCCGACAACAAUCAGCAAAUACAACACCUUUCUGCAGCUGGCUCUCAUGGGGUUGACCACCACCGCCCCUGUGGUUCCGUAUGACCUUGAUGGGGCGCUGGCUGCCAUGCAUUGGGUUGUGGCCGUCACGACAGUCUGGAGUGGCGCUAGCUAUGUUUUCAGCAAGGACGCGGUGAAAAUUCUGUCACAGGCAAAGGCUGUCGACAAGAAGCUGAAGUAGCUGCAAGUACAGGUGGCAAGGAGGGGGCGUGGGUGGGUUGAUAAUGCGCGAAAAAAAUACGUACUUAAUGAUGAGACUGGAUAGUCUAAAGUCUAAAGUGUAUACUAUUUUCACCCUAUGGACACACGUGCUAGAUUUACUUCUAAUACGACAGCAUGCAAGUAUCCCAAAAGAGGGCAA
Molecule: messenger RNA, 1344 nt
Organism: Pyricularia oryzae 70-15
Lineage: Eukaryota; Fungi; Ascomycota; Sordariomycetes; Magnaporthales; Pyriculariaceae
Product: phosphatidyl synthase
Exons: 4
Coding region: 166-1164 (332 amino acids)
Biological process (GO): cardiolipin biosynthetic process
Cellular component (GO): membrane; mitochondrion
Molecular function (GO): cardiolipin synthase activity
Source: RefSeq, a predicted model, not a curated record